Messenger RNA from Aspergillus campestris IBT 28561, 791 nucleotides. Its product is annotated as succinate dehydrogenase cytochrome b560 subunit. NCBI's taxonomy places the organism in Eukaryota, Fungi, Ascomycota, Eurotiomycetes, Eurotiales, Aspergillaceae. The coding region runs from base 95 to 664 and encodes 189 amino acids. The transcript is spliced from 3 exons. Gene Ontology annotation, cellular component: membrane. Gene Ontology annotation, molecular function: succinate dehydrogenase activity; electron transfer activity. The record is from RefSeq and is a predicted model, not a curated record. Gene Ontology annotation, biological process: tricarboxylic acid cycle; mitochondrial electron transport, succinate to ubiquinone.
GCGCCUUUUGGACUUUCUCGUUGACGACGACGACGGUACUCUCCUUGCCUGCUGCUGCUCCACUCUCGACUCAGGUGUCAUAUCUAUCUUCAUCAUGCUUUCCCAGAAGGUCGCUCAACAGUCCCUGCGACGGCUCGCCGUCCAGCAGCCCUACGCCAUGCGGUGGGCGGCGAUGAACGCCGCCUCCCCGGCCACCAUUGCGAUGGGAAGGAAUGUCCAGACGAGAUUCACCGCGUCGACCACGAACACCCAAGAUCCCACCAAGAUCCUCGCCCAGCAGCGCCUGAACCGCCCGGUCUCCCCCCACCUGAGCAUCUACAAGCCCCAGAUCACCUGGAUCGGCAGUUCUAUCCACCGUAUCACCGGUCUCGUCAUGUCCGGCCCUCUGUACCUGUUCGCCACGGCUUACCUCGCCUCUCCCCUGCUGGGCUGGCACCUGGAGUCGGCCUCCAUGGCCGCUGCCUUCGGCGCCCUCCCCCUCGCUGCCAAGGUUAUCCUGAAGACCGCCGCUGCUCUCCCUUUCACCUACCACUGCAUGAACGGCGUCCGUCACUUGCUGUGGGAUCUCUGCAUUGGUAUCACUAACCAGCAGGUCAUCAAGUCGGGCUGGACUGUGGUGGGCCUGAGCACAAUCAGUGCCCUUUCUCUUGCGCUUCUGUAUUAAGUUUCAUGUGUCAUACCUUCGAGUGGUGUUCUUUCUUUUACCCCUUUCCUAGUGUUGUUCUUAUAAAAUUGUUCUUCGUGCAGUAUAUUUUACCAGUGUCAAUCAAGGCUGAUCUUUAAAUCUUCCA